Pecten maximus is the source of this 11181-nucleotide messenger RNA. Its product is annotated as CLIP-associating protein 1-like. The record is from RefSeq and is a predicted model, not a curated record. Bases 1096 to 5163 code for a protein of 1355 amino acids. Gene Ontology annotation, cellular component: microtubule organizing center; mitotic spindle; spindle microtubule. The transcript has 38 exons. NCBI's taxonomy places the organism in Eukaryota, Metazoa, Mollusca, Bivalvia, Pectinida, Pectinidae. Gene Ontology annotation, biological process: mitotic spindle assembly. Gene Ontology annotation, molecular function: microtubule binding.
CCCCCAACACCUGGUCAACUCUCUGACUGACCAACAUACCGGUCUUAUUCAGCUAAUUAGUCAACUUUGUGACAUAAUUAUGAUUGGUGAUAUCUACCUGUAGUAAUUAGGUCGUAUGUAUCUGGUGGUACGCUGAGGACAGCGGGGACUUAUGACCAUGUGUAGAAUCCUGGUGCUAUAUAAACAGUAAUCAUGGCACCAUUCCAGUGGAUUAAAUGUCCCUAACCUCAACAUGGCCUCGGGCCUGAAUCCACUAUUGUCAGCGGACGCCAGAUCGGACCUUGUUCAAUAUCGUUUUACCUGGAUAAUCAAACGGACCCAGAUUGGAGGAGCUUUUCAUAUAUCAUGCCCUUGUCUAUGAGAUUCUCAUCAGUCCACGUUGUGGAUCAUCGUGGAUCACUGAGGCAUGGUGAACUGUAAAUAGUGUACCACAUAUAGGCCUCUAAUGUUUCAUAAUCAUGUCAGGGAAUGACUGAUUGCGUUUAAAUUUCUCACCAACAUAAUUGGAGCUGAUCCAUUUCCGUAUACAUGUGAUUAUUUGUUCUCUCAGAUAUAUAAAUUCACAAGUGCUGACCCGAGGAAAAAUAUUGGAAUAAAUUUUAAAAAAUUGUUUAUUUGACAAUGUCGGUGGAUAAGUAGCGCUGGCUGAUGAAGGUAAUAUGGAGGUGUUUUAACAUUUAAAGUGUGUGUAUUCUCUGUUUAUCUGUCGACACUGUGCGUGAGAGAUGUCAUUCAGACCCCUGUUUGUGCAGUGAAAUAGGCUGUGAAAUGUAGAGAAUGUGAAAAAUCGUAAAAAGUGAAAAGUUCAAAUUGUUUCUGCUUCUGCAUCAUAGAGUCUGUAAUGUCUAUAUGAUGUGAAGAGAAAAACGAGUUCAAAGGAGCCUUUUGUCUUGUUAAUGUUUUCAUUGGAUUUAUGUGAUUUUAGAAUUAAUGUAUGGGAUAUAUCUCGACAGGAUUUCUGGUGACAGCGAUGUUUUUGGAAUUAAGGUAUUAUUCUACCGAGCUGUGUAUUGCAAAUAUAUAAGGCUCGAGUGGAAUAGAAGAAAAUGGUAUCAUAGAAUUCCUCAUCAGUGUCAAGAUUCUGAGUGAGGGAGAAUGAGUUCGGAUCAAUCCCCCUCCUCCGAGGAACUCAAUGGAGAUCUUUGGUCGUCACCAUUAAUGCAUUACACAUCUCCGUUUGAUGAUUUCAAGGAACUGUUUGACGACAUCGACGAAAACGACAAUGUCUUCCAAUUUCCAGAAACGCCCAAGUCAUCCAAAAUACAGACACCAAGCAGGGGAGGCACUGAUGAUGAGCUCGAUUUUGGCCGACCGUCCUCGUACCGUAGCGGCCAGACCAAACGUACCACUAGUUCCUCCUCUGUACCCAGAGCUCCAAGCAGAGGACCCUCAGAUUGUGAUGAUAAUGAGUUUGCACGGCCACUUUCAACCAAAGUUCCACAGGCCAAGAAGACCAGCAGCAGCCUGGCCUCUGGGAGAAAAACACCCAGCGCCUCAGCCGUCACCCUGCGACGUCGCCGAUCCAUAUCUAGCACAGGUGCGUCUGGAGCCGGCGGGGUAGAUGAGGACUACUUCAUGAAGUCCUUUGAGGACGUAGCCAAAGUUCAGUUGUUUUCCUCUCGAGAUCUUCACGAUCAAAUUACGAAGAUCCGUGACAUCCUGUCUGAUCCAAACACAGCCUGGGAGAAGCGCCUUGAUAUGAUGAAAAUGUUGCGUGGAGUGAUGAUUGCGGGAGGUGCCCAACAUGACGACUUCCUGUCCCAACUGAGGACAUUAGAGCCGUGUAUGUCUAUGGCAGUAAAAGAUCUACGUUCCCAGAUUGUACGCGAGGCUUGUGUGACACUAGCGUAUCUGUCUCAACAAUUAGGUAAUAGAUUUGAUCAUUUCACGGAGACACAGCUGCCCAAUCUCAUCGCUCUCAUACCCAACAGUGCCAAGGUCAUGGCUUCCUCCGGCAUUAUUUGUAUCCGAUUCAUCAUUCAGUACACACAUUCUUACAGGCUGAUACCGAUCAUCACAGGAAACCUGACCUCGAAAUCUAAUGUGAUCCGCAGAUUUUGCUGUGAGAUUCUGAACCAGGUACUCCAUAACUGGCCGACACAUGUCUUAGAGAAACACAUAGCCAACCUACAGGAUGCUAUCAAACGAGGAAUCAGUGAUCCGGACAGCGACGCUAGGGCCUUCUCUCGCAAGGCUUUCUGGGGAUUUGCAGAGCAUUUUAAGGACCAGGCGGAUGCCCUUCUCAAUGCCUUGGAGCCAGCCAAACAGAAAAUGUUACAAGGGGAGCUAAGUGGUUCCUCAAGUAACAACUCGUUAAACAGUGCCGAGGGACUACGUAUCAAGUCUCGGCCACGAUCCGCCAGUCAGGACCGUGGCUUUGAUUCCAGCACACUAGGGCGGAUUGGAAAGAAGAAGCAUUCCAGAGUGAGCUCCGCCCGCAGUGACACAGGGGCAGCUGACCUAGACACUCCGAUACGCAGUAGCAGUAAGUCGUCCAAUACGCCUAAAGACAGAAUCAUGAGGUCAAGCAGUGCAGUUGACCUAGCCAAUGGACGUAUGAGUCCGAGUCCGUAUGGGCGGACGUCUCCGAGUCCAUAUGGGCGCACGAGUCCCGGCCCAUACUCAAUCGCAGCAACAAGUUCAGGAUAUUCAACGUAUACACCACGGCGUCGCACGCCGGCACAAGUUGCGGCUCUGUCCCGGAUGACAGCCGGUGCCACAAAUUCACUUCCACGACAGAAAAGCUCUGCUUCGAGUGUGUUAUCUCCUCCUGAACGAAGCCGACCCCGCGGAAGAACUACAACCUCCUCCCAAUCUCAACCCAAUAGUCGUUCUGGGUCACCCUCGUCACGCCUGAGUUACCUCACACACACGACAGGCCGCGCAGAGUCUACCAUGACCCCUGGACGUCCCCGCCGGUCGGGGAUGGUCCGGAGUCAAGGAGCGAGCCGGGAGGGUAGCCCUACCCGCAUGAAUCUUCAACCAGGUCGUGAGAGGAGACUCAGUGGUAGUAAACUGUCGACAAACAAGGGCGGUAAAGGCAAUGUGAUGGCUCAAAGAUUGUUACGGCCCGGAUCAGAGGUGGAAGAUGCGAUGGCCGACGCCCUGUCGCCAAAGGGAGAGCACCCAAAGCACAAAGGUCCGAUGCGGAGACGUUAUGACACAUACGACUCUGACGAUGCGGCCAGCGAGACGUCCAGUGUUUGCUCUGAGCGGUCCUACAGCUCUCUGGGAAGGACUUCUGAGGCGUCCUCCACUGAGUUUGACAAGUGGUACUAUCGACUCCCGACACCCACACAGGACACGGCUGAAAUUAUCACCCUUAUAGGAAGUGGUUCAUAUACUGACAGGAAAGAAGGUCUCAUAGCGCUUCAGCACCUCUUGAGGGCUCACAGAUAUCUAAAUCGUGUGGAGCUCAGAAAAGUGACAGAAGUUUUUGCCCGGAUGUUCCAUGAUCCUCACAGCAAAGUGAUGAGUCUAUUUUUAGACACACUUGUAGAUCUGAUGAAUGUGCACUCCCGCGACCUGACGGACCAGCUGUACAUGAUAAUGACACGCCUUCUCAUGAAGACAGGUGCUGACAUGCUCGGCUCCGUCCAGGCCAAGGUCACACGUGCACUCGAGGGUGUCAGAGAAAAUUUUCCAUGCGAUCAGCAGUUCAGCAUUUUAACGAAGCUACUUAUCGAUCAAACUCAAUCCCCAAACUUAAAGCCAAAGGUUAAGACCAGCAUCCUCCAUUACAUGCACGGCCUUGUGGGAGACAUGGACCCGUCAGACUUCAUGAACUCCACAGACACGCGUCUUGCUUUAUCUCGGAUCAUUAACUUCACCACGGAACCAAAGAGUGCUGAUGUCCGAAAGGGGGCACAAGCUGUUCUCAUAGCAUUGUUCAACUUAAAUCCUCCCGAAUUCUCUGUCAUGUUGUCACUGCUACCUAAAGCAUUCCAGGAUAGUGCCACUAAGAUUUUACAUAACCAUAUACGUACCACGAGUCACGGACAUGAGAGUGAGGUGCUGUCGCCGAGAAACGUCACCAGUCCUCCCAAAAAUAGGAGUCGACCUCCCUCAAGGAGUGGACACCGGGAUGAGGCUGAGACAGAGAAUAUGAAUCCCGAGGAUAUUUAUGAUUCCAUUAAAAAGACUUCCGCUGACAUUCAGAAUCUUAGUUUUAAUAGUAAAUUAGAAAAUUAUGAGGAUGUUCGGAAAAAACGAGAGUUCACAUCUCAGGAUAGUGGUAUUCAGGAUUUACGCAAUGACAGUCCAGACGCCGCUGACACGAGGAAAGGACAGUAUAACCCCUCCCACUACCAAGAUGAGGGUACAUUAAAUGGUUAUAACAAAUCCAGAUUAGCAGAUACAGAAUUUGAUGAUAGUGAAAUGUUUAAUGAAGAUCCCUGGAAAGCAUUGCUUGGUAUAUCGAGUACCAGCACAGAUGAAUGCUCAGAAAAUGAUAUUAUAUCCGACAUCCUUACCGAGUUAUCAAAUCAUAAUGAAAGAAAUGAUGAGCGUAAGAAUGCCAUGCUGUCUUUGAUCAAACUCACGAGGGAAGGCACCUUUGGUCUGUGGGAUGAACACUUUAAAACGAUUCUCCUGAUUCUCCUGGAGACGUUAGGGGACAAUGAUGGCCAAGUAAGAGCUUUAGCAUUACGGGUAUUGCGGGAAAUUUUACGGAAUCAGCCGCAGCGGUUUAGAGAUUAUGCAGAACUGACAACUCUGCGGAUUCUGGAGGCACACAAAGAUUCAGUGCGUGAGGUGGUGCGGUCUGCGGAAGAGUGUGCGGACACGCUGGCAAACUACAUCCCUCCAGAACAGAGUGUGCGCAUCCUUAACCCCAUCAUACAGACGGCACAAUUCCCCAUCAAUCUGGCCGCCAUCAAAAUGCAGAAUAAGGUGAUAGAACUUUUACCUAAAGAAUCUGUGGAGUCCAUGAUGGGCGAGAUGAUACCAGGCCUCCUCAGGGGCUAUGAUGACCAACAGAGUACAGUAAGGAAAGCUGCCGUGUUCUGCCUAGUGUCCAUUUAUCUCACUGUGGGUGAAGUCAUCUGGAAUCACCUCACCAAACUCAACUAUAGCAAGCUUAAAUUAUUAAACCUGUACAUCAAACGUGCCCAGCAGAAAGAGUCUGAGAAAAAGGUCCUAUCCCCCAGCACUAUGGACUCGUGAGAGAGAUUCCAGUCUGGGGUUCACCAGCCCACAGGGAACCAUACAUGUAGUGAUCUACCUAAAUCCUGCAUUCUCAUUGGAUAUCAGAUGUCAUGUGAUUGGUAUCUAAACUUUUCAUUGGAUGCAUGGAUGGUGAAAGUUGAGUGCAUCCUCCUCAUUUGAUUUCAGACAUCAUUUCAGUUGAAAUCGGAUAUCACUUAGCUAGGGUGUUGACCAUAUGGUGUACCGAGUUGGGGACAAGUUACAUGAAUUGUACCCAAUGGCCUGAAUGAUGUUACGGUUCACUGGAUGUUUCAUGGGCUGUACAUUGCUGAACACCAGCUUCAGUCCGGCGUGAUUACAUGGCAGUGAUACAGUUCAUUGCUUCCUUUGGAUGUUCUGUGUCAUGUGACUUCUGUCCGUGAAGGAUCAUUGUUUCAAUCGUUGUGCUUCAGAACUUAUCAACAAAGACAUCACCUGUUUUCUCUUAUCAGUCAUACUAAGUGUUCGAGUAAAUUGUCACCUCGAGGAUGAUGUAUGGUCAAGGGGACACUUAUGAUCCAAUCAGAAUUACUGUAUCAACCAUAAUAAGCCAAUCAGAAUUAUUGUACCAAAUGAUUAUUUUAAAAGCAUUUAGUGUCCUGCCAAUCAUGUAAUUCCCUAUUUUAUCUGCCUCAUUUAUUUGACCUUGUUACCCCUUUGGAGGCCAAGUGGACCAGCCCGCCAUAAUGGUGGGUUGGUCCAGUGCAGUCCAUAGGGAUGACAGGUUGGGACGAAAAGUCCAGGGUCGUCACUUAUAUAUACGAUACUAGUCCUGGUGUAGGUCCAUACAUCUUUAUGUCUUAAUAUGUUGACAUCUACGAUCAAAAUAUGGCUGCACGCAUGAUAUUAUUAUGUUUUUGCUGGGCUGUGUUCAGUGUUAACAAAGAGAGUGUUUUAAUUGUAUCAUAAUUAUGGGUGUUGUCGAGCGAGUGAUGAGUCAAAUGCUUGGCUAAAGUUUGUGAUGUUAAUUUAUCAGCGUGCGACAGUGUCUUUUUAAAUUACAAUAGAAUACUUGCUUCAUCUCGCUGAAAAUUGAGAUGGUGACAGUUUUAGUUUAAGCAAUGAGAGUGAAGUCGAAAUUUCUGAGAUUCAAAUAAAUUCUGAAAACUUAUGCACACUAUAAUGUAUUGUAUGUGAUAGAUGUCGGAGACUUGUUAAAAUGAGUUUUAAAAAUUGUGUGUACAAACAGGCUUUUUUAACAUCCAUAUUACAAUAUAGACGUGUUCUACCAUUCCAUUUAAAUGUAUUGAGAUUCCUGCAAUUAAACAUCCCUGCAUCAAACUCUUCGUAAGAUGUUGUGCACUUCCUGCUUCUAGUGGUUAAAAAAUGGAGAUUCAUCCCCUAGCAUGCGGAUAUAUGGAGAAAACAUCCUCAAAUUUUUUUGUAUGCAAUUUUUGUUUAAUCCGGAUUUUGAGUAUCUAAGCUGUAUUCAAUUGUUUUAGACACUCUUCUCCAGGUCUGGAAGUCAUUGUAUUUGGAGGUUUUCAGUCUGUAUGUUGGGGUCAGUAUCUGAAACAUAAUACCUAAUUUGACCACCGGCAUAUAUUACGACCAAUAGAAAAAUUCCUUGUCCGUCAGACAUUUUAUCCAGUAUUUUGAUGGUACCCCAGCUGUGGUUCAUGUGUCAAAGCCUGGUUAUCGUGACGAUUCAGUUUGCUUGUGACAUUUGUAUGUUUUGGUUGUUACGUAAAAGCAAUAUCCUGAGCACUUUGUUGUACAUUUUAACUUUGGAUGUGACCACACGAUGACUUAGUACCAUACAAAUGUGCCUGAAAGAGUGCUACGGUAUCUGUUCUAAAUUUCCGAUGUGUAUGACGUUACGUUUUCUUUACAAGUCUGGUACGAAGGUUUGUUUUAGAUAUUCAGAUAUAUAUGACAUUAUGAAUGUAUUGUAAAGAUGACUUCUGUUUAAACGACUGUUUGAUAAUCAUCUUGAGGCCAUCUCGCUCUCUCUUGGAGAUGUACCACGCAGACACUGCAGUAAAAACUUUAUCUAUGAGAGAUAUGUUUGUGAAUGGUGUGUUUUAGGUGAUCGCAGAGUGUAGGUAUAUAAAUAUAUACAUGUUUAUGUGAGAGUUCACCCUGUCUUGUUUGUGUAAAUGAAGGGAAUAAUUGACUGUUGUGAGAGUUGGCUUCAGCCUAGAUGUGAGGGUAGACUCUGCCGUUGUGUAUACAGGUACAAGAGGAUUUACAGCUAAGACACUCAUGUUCUGUUGAAUCCUUGAGGAGUAGCAAUUGUAUCUCUAAAAUGCUUUUGCUGAAAAAUCCAGAAUUUUAGAAAGAAACUUGUAAUGUGAUUUUCUCAUCAGGAAUGUUUUUUAGCAUUUUCUGAGGAUAUGCUGUCUAAUUUUUGGUUAACAAUUCAAAUGAAAAUUAAACCAGUUUGCCCUUGCUAUCUGAUGUUGUAUAAUAUAGAUUCAGGUAGACUGUGAUAGCAUUAAGAGAGCAGGUUGUCUUCGGUCUACAUCUGACAUGUUCCACACUGGUCUGACUUCCGCUAGAACAUUUUUAAUUGACAGAAAUAUGUGUCAUUUUAAACCUCAGUUAUGAAAAAAGACCCAAAAUUAAAUAUCCUGUUUGGUAUAGGGUCAUUAAUCAUUUAAAUAUCUCCCAGAUUGGACAAAACUGAAAUAUUAAACUUCAUGUGUUGAAUAUGACAACUGAUUUCAGAAGGAAUAAAGAAUUAAUUUAAAUGCAAAAAAAAUUCUGUGAAUGCCUAUGACACUUGAUUUAAUUGAGUUGGUUGCUGUUGUGACCUAUGAUAAUAUACAUUUCUCAUAUUUAAACUGAUAUGACAGCAUUUCAAGUUAGUCUUGAUUACAAUUCUGGAUACAAUACUGUCGCCCUCAAAGGUAUUCUCUGCCACGGUGUAGCUGAUUGUUGAAUGACGAUGAGAAGUGUAGGUCUUUUUUGUUUGAUAUGUCCAUUCUAUUUAUUUAUACUGUGUCAAAUGCAAUGUGUGUCUCCUUCACCCACACUCUUGAAAGUUUGAGAUUUGGAAGCAGAGAUUUGAUAGCUGACAAGAGUUUGAAUGAAUGCUAUUAGAUGUAUAAUAGAGAGUCCUCAUACUUGGAUAUUGUUAGAUAUUUUUUCCUGACCAUUUCUUCUUAUCAAAUGAUCUGAUCUGGUUGAUUAUAAAGUUUAGAAACAAGACUGCCAUACAUUUUCACAUACAGUAAGUUUGGUAAUUAGGUUCAAAUUUACACUUAUAUUAAUUAACAAAUGCAAGUGCUUGAAGGAUGCAUUCAGAAAUGAUGAAAUGUGAUCUCGGAUCUGUGGAUGAUAGAAAUAGAGUAUGGAAGGUUGGGUGCUAUAUUUCUACAUCAAAUACUUAGAUUGCAAGAUUUAGACAACUCUUAUUUAAUCAUUAAACCUAUUUACAUGAUGUAAGUAUUAUACAUUGUACCAUGAUGAAAAAAUGUAAUUGAUAAAUUCUUAAUCGCUCAAUUCUUGUUACUCUUGGGAUAUAUGUAGCAUGCAUAUGGAAGACUUGUACGUCCUGUUGUUGGACAGGUUUAAUGGUGAGCUAUACUUACACAAUAUUAUACAACCAUGUCUCAGUCCUGUUUUGGGCAAAGCUCAAAGCAAAACAGUUUUCAAAGAAAGAAGAGUUUCUGGUGAUCUAUUAUGACAGUGUUCCUUUCCACCCUAAGAUCACAGAAUGGAAUAUUUCUUCCAUUGAUUUGGAUUAAUCUAUUAUGUGAUUUAGGGGGGAAUGAUAUAUUAGUUAUAUGUUUUACGGAAAUUUAAUUUUAUUGAACUCUUCUCUUUUUGAAAAAAACAGAUAAGAGUGUUUAUGAAAAAAUGGUCUCGAGCUUCCUUACGUGGUAAAAAGAGUGACAUUGUCUCGUAAAAUAUGGUAUCCGCUCAUGCAUAUCCUAUACUUUAGAAAUGUUUUCUUUUUCUUGGUGAAAAGUCAUGACUUGUUUUAAAAACAGGGUAACUUUGACAGUAUAGCUAGCCCUGAUUUUUCUCUUGUAUACACAUAUAAGCGGGAAGUAUAUCUAUAUUCGUUUGAUGAAUACACAGCAUAUAUAUAUACUAUAGUUAUAAAGUCGAUACUUCAGGACCCGAACACAGAUUGUGAUUUAACAUCUUAAAAGGUUUAUAUAUAUUUUCAAUAAAUUUUCUUCUAAAAUUAAUAUCAUCAAGCUAAACUGAAACAAAAGUUUUAAAAAGCAAGUUAAACUGGUUUUGAAAUGCCAAAUUUAUUGUGCUUUAGUUAUUGAAAUUUGGUUAAAAAAAAAAUAACCUAGGUAGUUUUAGGUGCAGACAUGUUGUUUGAAUCAUUGUCUGUGUUUGAAGCUUGCGUUGUCUGUCAAUUCUCUCACUUAUAUGCGUAAUUGUACAUUAAAAUGUUAUGAAGUAAGACAAGAUUGUUAAAUUGAUGUUCGUUUUGUCGUAGAAUCAUAUAAUUGUUUUCUUUUGGUGUCUCAAUAUUUCCCUGUUUUAAAUAUGGAGUUAUUCCCCUUUUUAUAAGACUUGAUACUGCCAUCGUUUUUUUUAACUAAGUAAAAACGAAACUCUUUGUUGAAGAGAUGAUAAAUUUUUUUUAGCAUUUUCCACUUUUAAGCCAUAUGCUGGUAUUAUUUUGAACCUUAGAUUUAUUUAAAAGUGAAGUGUACACUAGUUUUUGAUGAAUAACAGUUUAGGCUGGAACGUUGAAAAUAAAUUAACUUUACACGGUGAGGGAAGUUGUUUGACAGUGGCCUCAACAAUAUAGAGAAAACCAAACUAGAUUUACUGUAGAAAUCACACCUGGCAUUUUGUAGAACACGAGAAAUGUUUGUAAUCCUUUCUCCAUGAUUGAUUUCAUUCAUUAUUGUUUUUGAUAUUAGGAUAGACAUUACAAAAAUUUAACGGUGACAAAGUCACCUAUCACCAAGUACAGAGAUGGUAGGAUAUGACUUCGGAAGGAUAUAGUUCUAUAUCCUACCAGUAACCGGAUAUCAUGAUGAUACAGGGUAGCAAUACUCUUAUAUCAGAUAUGUAAUAUGAUGUAAAGGUCAGGAGGUGCAUGAAGGUCAUUUUAAUAUUUCUAUAAAUAAUUUAUUGAUUUCUAUUACAAGUUGUUAAUGAAUUUAAUUUCAUGUGGCUGCCUUACUUAAUAGGUUCAUACAGGUUGAGAAUUAGCAAUUUAUAAAAAACAAUUUCUUGUGAUGAAAUGUUUUCUGUGUUUAUAGCACUUCACACUGGACCUGUACGUGUCAACAAAUUGUCAUUGAACAGGUUGAGGAAGUAGCAAAAAUUGUCAUUUUAUUGACAUUUUCUUCAUUUUAUACCUAUAUAUAUGACCUGUCAUAUGGUUGUGUUGACAAAGUGUUCACAUGUUUUGUUGACGUACCAUAACUUAGUUAACAUAUUGACAAGUUGACACAACAGGUACUUAAGGCAGUAUGCUACCUUUUGAGAGUUGAUGUCUCCGUUGAAUUAAUGUUCACCAGAAUGUUACUCAAUCCAGGCAUUCAUUGUGUCCUCAGCUAAUUAACAACUUUCUAAAAGCUGUUUUACACAUUUCCUUGUGUAGAAAUGCUUUUGUACAGGAAGUCUAUCAGUAUAGCAUACAGCGUUAAGUGAAAUGCUGUAUAAUUUGAUGUUGUUCUGUCAGUGAAUAAGGUAUGUUACAAUAGUGUUACACUCAGUGUAAACGAUUAAAACGGUGUAAACGAUUAAAACGGUGUAAACUCUGGUGUAAUUCCUAUUUACUCUAUGUUAUAAGUCUGUAUAACCAACUUUAAAUCUGUCAGUCUCGGAGUAGGACUGGAGUAUGAAAUCAUGAGAGUAAGAAGAUCUGGAUCAUUAAGGAAGAAUGAAUGUAGUCUAUAGAGUGUAAGAUUAACUUUGUCAGUGUGCAACAAGCUUUUAUGUAUCAGUGGUGCACACCUCCCUAGGGAGCUAGGGUUAAACAGUGUAUCAUGUUAUAAUUUUGUAUUAUACACGCUAUUACUUAUGUAAAAUCAUGGUAUCAGUCAUACCAAUAAAUAUGAUUAUAAACAA